Molecule: messenger RNA, 760 nt
Organism: Phalaenopsis equestris
Lineage: Eukaryota; Viridiplantae; Streptophyta; Magnoliopsida; Asparagales; Orchidaceae
Exons: 1
Coding region: 241-642 (133 amino acids)
Source: RefSeq, a predicted model, not a curated record
CCGCUCAAUCACCAAUAAUAAGAAUAUAUAACGCGCUUUGGUGAGAAGCGCAGACAGAGGGAGAAAGGUGGGACGAUGCCAGACCGCCUUCCGGUCUCCAUCUCCGCCGCAUUCACACUCAUCUUCUCUCCGUCAUUAGGUUUUCUUCUCCGAUUCCACUUCUACUGAUACUCAUCAAUAUCUCCCCUCCCCUCAAUUCCGUCAAUCCAAGCAUCCCUUUUCCCUCCCUGGAGUUGAUCCAUGUCAACCCUCCGCCGCAGGUACUUCCUCCCUACCACUCCCGACAGAGACGUUGAGCUCCGCCACCGAUCAUGGCCACCUAUUCCCAGCCCUUCGCCCCCCUCCGCCGCUACUGACGCACGCGCGACCUUCGUCUACACGAGUCUUCGGGAGCUCAUCCUUUCCUCCCCGCCGAGCCGCUACGCGUCACCAACGGCAGCGGGUUUUGAGAUCCGGAUUCGGAACCCUCUCGUGAAGCAGGCGGCCUACGCUUAUCUCCAGAUGACUCCAUCGCCCAUUCGAAACCAGCGGCCUCAUCGGAGAUUUUUAGCUGCGUUCAAAGACGCCCUUCGGCCUCUUCAACGCUGUUUAGGGUUCAUCGGCCGGCUUCUUUGCUGCUCGCAGUUCUGCAGCCCGUGGUAACUCUUGGUUUUAUAUCCGAUUGGCUGUUGCAUUUUGAUUGUAAUAUCACAAAAAAAAAAUUAGCUAAUUUUAUUUAACGCAUUGGUUUGAGUAUAAAUUCUCCCAAUUUAGUAAGAUU